Molecule: messenger RNA, 876 nt
Organism: Lasiodiplodia theobromae
Lineage: Eukaryota; Fungi; Ascomycota; Dothideomycetes; Botryosphaeriales; Botryosphaeriaceae
Exons: 1
Coding region: 1-876 (291 amino acids)
Source: RefSeq, a predicted model, not a curated record
AUGCAGCCAACUUCGCUUCUCAUCAGCGCCUUUGGGCUGUUCGCCCUCAGCGCCGCGCAAACCACAACCGGAGGCAGCAGCGUAUCCAGCGCCUCUGCCGGGCCAACCAUCACCAGCCAAACAGCAACCUCGACUUUCCCUACCUCGACCCCUGGCACCAACUCAACUACCGGCGGUGGCUCCAGCUCGGGCGGCUCCAACGCCGGCAAUUCGACGGUACCGGACGUCUACCUCAACGUGCCAGAACUGUCCGUCGGGCGCAUCGAGCUGGACGUGGACCGGCUGCGAGCCGACAUCAACCUGAACGCGAACGUAGCACAGCUAGUCCAGAUCAACGCGGGCGUGGCCGUGUCGGUGGAGAAGGUCAACAUCACCAUCGCCGACGUGAACGCGGAGCUGGAGCUGGUGGUGCGGCUGGGCCACCUGGUAGACAUCGUCAACCGCGUCUUCUCCAGCCUCGACCUCAACCCGCUGCUGAUCACGGCCAUCAACAACGUCACCAGCAUCGUCGACACGGUCAUCGGCGCCGUCGACGGCCUGCUCGGCAGCAUCACCCAGGGCGGCAGCACCCUCAACUUCCUCGUCGACAACCUCGGCAACAUCGUGCAGGAGGUCACGGGCGCCGCUGGGGAUACCGUGAGCUCCAUCGUCGGCAACUACCAGCAGAACAUGACGCAGGUCGGCGACGUCACGCAGCUCGCCAAUGGCCUCGUCCAGAAGACGUUUGAGUACUCGCCGCUGAAUAGGCUGGUUGAUAUCGUCUUCAAUGCUGCCGGCCAGGUUGUGCAGGCGACGGUGCAGAAGAGUGGUUCGUCGUCGUCGACGAGCAGUACCGCGGCGGCGACGGGAACGCCUGCGGCGAGGAGAAGGCUGUGA